This is a messenger RNA of Funneliformis mosseae, 228 nucleotides long. NCBI's taxonomy places the organism in Eukaryota, Fungi, Glomeromycota, Glomeromycetes, Glomerales, Glomeraceae. The record is from the annotation of a GenBank genome assembly.
AUGGCAGCUCCGGCAAUCAAAGAUCUAAUCGGUAUACCCCUUACUACAGUCGGUAUCGUGACGGUGUGGAAUCAAAGGGUGCGAUCGCUUCACCCCUGUGGAUCCUUGAUGCGAGCGUCAAAAGAGGUGCGUCAUUCGGUGACACGUGGUGAUGCCAUUCUUCUAGCCAAACUUCCUAGAUUUGUCAUCCCGGACAGAUGUCAUUGGUUAAACCUUGGAAGGACCUAG